UGAGAAAUUUAUAAGAUAAGAAACUUAUUAACUUACUACCUUACGAUUUUGAGUUAGAUGUAGUAUCUUCUCAUUUUAUAUUCUCUCGAUUUUCUUCUGAAAUAGUUCAUGUCUGAAUUGGAGAUAUUUUUUGUUAGAUGGGUACGACAUGUGAGGUGCUUGGCUUCCCCUAUAAAUAUUAACACCAAGAGUGCAAUAAAAGAAUCAAAGCAAACCUUGUGGGCAUGCAUGUGUAAUCAUAUUAUCUAUAGUCUAACACAUUAUUUUGGUUCAUUAUUUUCAUCCUCUGCUUUGAAAUUUCUCCUUCUCAUCAUAAGAAGAACUACUUAAUUAUCUCAAAUGGAAUUGGGAAGCGUAUUGCAUUUCCUUGAGGACAAGACCAUUCUAGUCACUGGUGCCACUGGCUUCCUUGCAAAAAUUUUUGUGGAGAAGAUAUUAAGAUGUCAAUCAAAUGUGAAAAAACUUUACCUUCUUUUGAGAGCUACCGAUAUUGAAUCUGCUACUCAUCGCUUGCACCAUGAGAUCGUAGGGAAGGAGUUGUUUAGAUUGCUAAAGGAAAAGUUGGGUACAAAGUUCAAUUCCUUUGUGUCAGACAAGUUGAGUGUGGUACCUGGAGACAUUUCUAAACAGGACUUGGAUUUGAAGGACUCCAUUCUAAUGGAUCAUAUUUGCAAUCAAACUGAUAUUAUAGUUAAUAUUGCUGCAACUACUAACUUUGAUGAAAGAUACGAUGUUGCAUUGGGUAUUAACACAUUCGGAGUUAAGCAUGUAUUGAACUUCGCUAAGAAAUGUACUAAGCUCAAAGUGCUUCUUCACGUAUCAACAGCAUACGUGUGUGGGGAGAGAGGAGGAGUGGUAGUAGAGGAUCCACAGGAAAUGGGUGUGUCAUUGAAUGGAGUGGCAGGAUUAGACAUUGACAUGGAAAUGAAGUUGGUGCAACAAAAACUCAAUCAGCUUCGGGAACAAGGAGCCUCUGAACAUCACAUUAAACUCGCCAUGAAGGAAUUAGGCAUCCAAAGAGCAAAUAUGUAUGGUUGGCCAAACACAUAUGUUUUUACAAAAGCAAUGGGUGAAAUGCUUAUACAAACUUCAAAAGAAAAUACACCUGUUGUUAUUGUGCGUCCUACCAUCAUUACUAGCACUUAUAGAGAGCCUUUUCCAGGUUGGGUCGAAGGUGUAAGAACCAUAGACAGUUUGAUUGUUGCUUAUGGUAAAGGAAAAUUAUCAUGCUUCCUUGCAGAUCUUAAGGCAGUUUUUGAUGUGAUUUGAUAAUAUGAACACAGAAAAGUUGUUGAGAGCGGCGAGAGAAGGUAGGGCAGAGAUGGAUUUGUUUUUCUUUGAUCCAAAAAUUAUUGAUUGGGAAGAAUACUUUAUGAAGAUCCAUUUCCCUGGCAUUUCCAAGUAUGUCUUCAAGUGAUAAUUAUAAUUAAGCAUUUAAUUUGUACUUUAUUUGUAAUAUCACAACUUAUUAUUAUGCGUGCCACUUUGUAUUAUGAUCCUUAAGUUUUAUAUAUUGCUUAUAUAUGUGUAAUGUAAUGUGAUGGGAUGAUUAUUUAUGUGUUAUUACAAGUGUUAUAUUGAAUCUUA
Messenger RNA from Arachis ipaensis, 1587 nucleotides. NCBI's taxonomy places the organism in Eukaryota, Viridiplantae, Streptophyta, Magnoliopsida, Fabales, Fabaceae. The record is from RefSeq and is a predicted model, not a curated record.